UGGCAGGGGGGUUGGACCGAUGAUCUUUCGAGGUCCCUUCCAACCCCUUCAAUUCUGUGAUUGUGAUAUUCUCGUGUUACCUAAACAUUUCAACUAUGUCCAGGUCUAAACUUUCCCAUCAACUACUACGUGCUUCAACCACUGAAAAAGCAUUUAAGGAACCUACUGACCUGCUUGUGCUGUUGUGAACUGGUGUGCUUGCCUCUGGCAAUAGGAUGGAGACUGAACCACAGCUUCCUCUUGCUCUGCUUGCUGCUUUUAAUUAUUUGUAACCGCUUUUUUAUUUUUAAAAAAAGGCACACUCCUAAAGUCAAGUUCUUAUUUGCUUAAUGUAACCCUUUCAUGUGGGCUCUUGAGUCAUUUUUUACUUCCUAUUUCGGUCUUAUUAGUGUCACAUUGACUAGCUUUCAAAACCUGAUUCUUUGAAAUCAAGACUCUCCUAAAUUGGUCAUAAUCUAUAUAGAGUUGAAGGUGGCUUAUAAAGCUUGACAAAUUCCUGUGGCAUUGUGAGUACUUAAAAGGAGGGCCUCGUCCGUCUUGUGAUAUUUCAGAAGGUUGGACAGUUCUUGGUGCGAAAUACCAAGAAAUCAGGAUUGUGUAGUAAGCGGUGAGGACUGCAUUACUGCUCCUUGGGAACAAUCACAGCAUUGGCAAGAGCCAAGCCUCUGGGGGUUAACAGCUUGCUCAAGCACCUGUCUUGCUUGCCUCUUUCCACAGGUGGGGCAGGAAGGGUGCUGUGUUCUCUCAGGUUUCCCCCUGGAGUGCUGGCACCUGUUGCAGGACCUCUCCUUCUGGGCUGCUGCAGUUGCUGUCCCGACAGGAGAUGGUCUGCCUCCUCCUCCUGAGGUUUCAGAUGUGCAGGGAAGAGAUGAGUGUCCAGCUGCUGGGCAGCCUAUGGCUGAGGAAGAUUUUUCUACCCUUUAAACUGUUAUAAAAGCAGAUGCCCUGCUUUAAAAACACACAACUCCUUUUCCUGACCAGCUGGUAACUAAAUAGGCAUGACUUCCUGUCUUCAUUGUGAUUUCUAGAGUGCUUUGAGUCAGAUUGUGCCAAGCUUAUUCAAUAUAAUGCAUAACUUCAAAAACCAAAUAAAUGUAUUGGAAUAGCCAUGAGAAUUUUUUUCAUUAAAGUACAUCUCCCUGUAAAUAAGUUAUUAAUCUGUAGGUGGCUUUGGCAGCAGCCAGUAUAGUGAGAAGUGCAGCUGUUGAUGAUGUUACAAUGUAGGGGUCUCCUCUUUCAACUUCCUAGGACAUAGCUGUACCGCAUGUGACGCGGGUGGACUCUUGUCCAGGAUGCCACUGGGAGGUUUUGUGGAGCUGUUGGAGUCACCUGAGCUCUGCUGCAACCUCAGACAAACCACAACACUCAGCUAACAGGUCUGGGGAUUACCUUAAGAAGCCUGUCACAGGGAAGGGAGCUGUUUCCUGUUACAAAAUCUGUUGCACGCAGAAGCACUUGGAGCACUUUCUGAUCUCUUUGCGCUGCAAAUGUUUCCAUCAGAGGACGGAUAGUCACAAACAUGCGCUGUAUAGAUGUAUUACUAGCCAUAUCUGCCAACAGCUUCUUAGGCUAUAUACAUUAAACAUCAGUGGAAAUCCAAUAUUUUUAAAAUAUGAAAACUCUGCUAGCUGUGUGGUAUUGGUAGGAAGAGAACUAUAGUAUGAGGUGCCUUUAUGGUGGCUUCUGCUUUUGCCAGCUUGCCAUGUGAGAUGAGAUGGAACAGCUUAACAAGCUUCACUUAAUUGGUACAAACAUGUUCCACUUCAUUUGGAACAAUUAAAGUGUAGAGGUCUGACCACAAACUGCUGUGGGUAGGCAGCCACCAAGCAGCAUGUCUCAUCUCGUGGAAACCCUGAGUGUCGAACAGCAUCAGGUACUGCUAAGAAACUACGGGGGUUUGCAUCAGCUUGAGAAGAGUUAAUGUUCCCAGGCCUUGUUUAGCUAACAUGUUAGCUUAGGAAAGGAUGGUGAAAAUCAGGAAUUUUUCCCAUGUAUUCCUCGAUUUGAAAAUGAUAAUCUUAAAAGCUGCCAAGGAGCUUUCUGCUGCUUUACUGCUGUUUCUCAUACUGGCUCUAUGGCCUGGGAGCUGCAAAUGGUCUCAGCAUGCUGCUUUUUGUUAGUCUCUUACUAAGUUACAGGUGGGAGGUAGGGCUUUUGAUGAGGAAUGGACAUUAAGUUAAUUCUGUGCCUUCUGGAGCUAGCAAUGGAAAAUGUUUGCCACCCUGAGGGUAUUUUUUUCCUUUGUUAGAUCUGGUGGCUGGAGGCUACGUCCAGCUGCUUGGGUCCUCUACAAAGUCACCGAGAACAAGAAUCCCUGUCUGUGACUUUUCAGGAAAAUAUCUUGAAGCAGUAAUGAAUCUCUUUUAUUAGCCAUAACUUGACACGGUUACUGCUGAAAUUUCAGGGUUGUACACACAGCCCAGAAAACUACCUGUAGCUCAAGAUUACAUCUCAGAAAUGUCAGCUGCAGGUCCCUCAGUGUUCUGGAAGUUUGGCUGAUGUGGGACAUGGGUGUGGAGGUGUCUGUGUAAUGAAAUGGGACAUACAUGGCUGCGGGCAGCGCAAAUGCUGGGGGUGCUGAAUUUGCUCAGCGAUGCAGAGCUGAGGGGUGAGCCUGGUGGAAGUUGGUGAGGACUGGUAGAUCUCAUUUUAUUUUUUUAAUAGGCUGAGAAUGGCUGUUCCCAAGGAGGAGUAAAAUGGUCAAAUACCGACCCAGCCACGUAGGCCAGCAGAACCAGCUGGCAUUUUCCAGGGCUGAGGCUGGCUGAUGCGCUGGCAAUGUGAGGCAGAGUGUCGAUCCCAUGUGAAGGGUUUGUGAAUGCAGUUAUUGACGGGAAAUCAACAUCUGUGUGUUCGCUGUGGUCUUCCUCGCAACCUCUGAGCGGCCACAAAAGCUUGUUCCAUUUUCUCUCAUGACUAAGUUAUUGUACGUUAUUUAAUAACCUGCUUUUUUUCUUUCCUGUAUAUUCAAGCAAUUGAUCCCAUUACCUCAUAACCUCUGUACUUCAUUUCCUUUCUUUUAUUACAGAUGCAAUCAAAAGAAAUGAAAUCUUACUCUGCUUUCAAUCGUCUUCUCAGCUGCUUUGGCUGUUUCCCCUGCUUGAUUCUCUCCUGCCUCAGGUCCCAGACAGAAGGGCCCUGCAGAGCCCUGUACCUCUCCUGCUGGACCCAGGGCUGCUGCCCACUUGCUGGGAUCACGGUGUAGUUUGCACGUGUUUAAUGAACAAGAGAACAACAAAACCUCUUGCUUGCUGGAAGAGGGCCUUAAUAUGGCAAUGCCAGGCCAGAGCUUUCAGAGAUGGGUUUUGAAAUCUGCUCUUGUGUGAACAUGAAUGUCUCCCUAGUGGGCUGUGGGCAACAAGGCCACAUCUUUACACGUGCCUCAUGCUUCUAGCAAAGAGUGGCCGUUGAGGAAAUGAAAAGCAUCACCUUCCCCUGGGAAAAUGGAGCUGUUAAAAAACAUGUAAUAAAGAAACAACACUAAGAUGUCAGCGCUCAUCGCAAGGUCACAACUUGUGGGAUGCUGCGUGAUGCUGGGGCAGGAACGGCAGCUGGGCUCCAAUCCGUGAGCCUUCCACUGCCCUCCUACCUUACUGGAAGCCCAAAGGGGCUGUGCAGGAUCCUCAGGGCUGACAAUUAUCACCUACGUGGGCUGUUAAACCAGACCACUGCCUAUCUCAAGAGUCAGGGCAGUGCAGGGCUGGUGAGACCUUUGCUCAAUGGCAGAGAUCUGGUACUGCUGGGUGAGUUCUGGUGUUUUCUGCACCCCUCGAAGGCUUCAAUGGGUGAAGAUACUGUUAUGUCUGGAGGCAGUUAUUCCCAAGCAUCCAUUCCACUGUUCAGUCAAAAACGUAAUCCUUUUUUGUUAUAAAUGCUAUCUCCUUCAGCUUUGGCUUCCAGUUAGUGGCUCUGGAAAGGCUUUUUCUGAGAUAAGAGCCCUCCACUGAUGGAAGUCUCGUCUCUCUUUACGGAUUUAUGUGCUAUCUGUCCAUAACACUCUGUUCUUGAAUGAACCAAGGUGAACAAACACUUUUGCUGUCUGGCAGUUAUUGCAGCUCCUUCCUGAACCCCUCUGAAGCUGAAUAUAAACUUGUAACAUGAGUUGUGGGACUGUCUGCAUCUUCCCAGUUAGCCUGGUGCUAUGUGUAAGCUCAGACCCAUGGACCCUGUGUGCUUUCCCUGCUGCAAGCUCGCGUCCAGCUGGGCAGCCUCUGUGUUGCUUUCAGACCUGUGGUUUAUUUCUAGGAUGUUAUUUGCUAUCUAAAGAGUUUGAUCUGCAGUCUGUGUUCCUAGACUUGUUUUCUUCUGAUUGAAUUCUCUGUUCUUGUGUUUUUUUUGGCUAUGUCUUAUCAGUUAUUUUAAUCUGCAAAUAUUACUUGCAGUUAAUAUAAUUAUUUCCCAGCUCUGGGGGAAAGGUGUUCAAAUAGCACUGUAUAGAGGACAAUGCCCGGAGUGAAAUCAGAAGCCUUUUCGUGGAUGGUGCUCUGCUUACUGUUUCCAAGAUACCCAUUAGGGAGCGUUAAUGGGGUGCAUCUCUCUUGCCCUGUGUGGCUGGCACUUAGUGGUUUUGUACUAAUUGCUUCUCCUGGCUUUCGGGUUAAUGUUCUGAAAACAACACACCCUUGGCUUUGAAUGCUGUCUUUCUGAAUGUUUCUUAACCACUUCUUCAGUUGUUCUUGGGUGUAAUUUAUGCAGCCUUGUAGGCUUUCAAUACUUGCUUUUUAGCAUUUCCAAUAGUCAGUGUUAUAAUAGGAAAUAUUUGUUAAUUGCUUUCAGAUGUGUAUCUGUCCAGAACCUUGAUGAGUCUCCCUCCUAUGCAGCGGCUCACACUGAACUUAAUUGUAUUUUUCUGUCAAGUAUUAGAUCUAGAUCAUUAUCCAAGUUCUGCUUUCCUUGAUAUAUAUAUAAAAAAAAUGCAUUAUUUUGUCUUUAAACCUACUGAUACGAACUUGUAUCUGUAUUUCUUAGCUGCUGCCUGAUUCUAAUUGCUGUCAGUACAAACUUUAGCAUAGUGCUGUGUAUUGCUAAUAAGAACUCCCACCUUUCCUCUGGGGGUAAGGAGAGAUGGAGGGAAGAAUUCUUCUGAGCAAGUUAUUUUUUAUCUGUGUAACCAUUCCUUGCGUUUUUGCUGAUUUUUGGCAUACAUGAUCCUCUGAUAAAGGAUAGGGAAAGUGUUUACAUUUGGAAAUCUUCUGGCAGAGAGACAAAUAAGACACCCCUUUUGUCCUUAUGUCCUUUUUCACUGCUCAGCUGUCCCUGACCAGUAUUUUGGGUGAGAACAACCUUGCCUAAAUUUUGGCUCCUGGCUUUCAUUAAUUCACCCACCCAUUAAAGGAAAAAAAAAAAAAAAGCAUCUUUAUGAAAAUAGGAAGCAGUGGGUGACUGAUAAGUGCGCUUGUGACGUUUAAGAGAGCCUGCUCGUGUGCCCACAAUCCCACCAGGAUGAGCUGUCUGUGGUGAAAUGUCAGAAAAAGGUGGGGGCUUAGCCUGGAGGGUGAAGACCUGUAAAUGUCCCCGUGGAGGAGAGGCAGAGGUGACCCUGUUUCAUGAGAGUACUUGGAGACCAAGGAAGUUCUGGGCUUUGGUCCUUGCUCCCUGGGCCAUUACUGUAUUUUAUCAGCAGUUGAGGGGUUCCAGUGGUGUGCAUGGUCCAUGUUGGGGGGGAAAAAAAAAAAAAAACACAGGUAUGGUGGUGCCAUCAUCCUCGUUGUUCUGAGAUGGACUAUGUUGAGGGUAGGCAUGACCAGGCGUGAACUGCUGGAGGUGGAUUUUUGCUACUUUUGUGUCUAGAAACCUAGAAGUACAAGGAAGACGCAGACAGGCUGCUGAAACUAUUCAUGCUGAGGAUCAUCACUUCAGCAAGCGGCUGUGGUGAACAUCUUCAAAAAGCAGUGGGGUGGCUGGUGGUGCAGGGCUUUGAGGGCACAUCUGACUGUUAGAGGUGCGGUUGGAGGCACAGCUCAGCCCUUGCUUUGGAGAAACCAGUGUGCAUAUGUUGUUGAAGCAUGCUGUCCUCAAACUCCAGUUUUUGAUGUUCCAGAUCAAAGCCUCUGUGUUGGGGCUGCUUUCUUCAGCCACAAGAGACAAAACUCCAGUUUGUUCUUGCAUUAUGCAUUUCCUUUGUUCAAUACCGUCCCCCUACAAGUACACACACUUAUGUCUGUGAAAUGGAAGAGCAAAUUGCUAUGGACAGUGUUUUGAGAGUGCCUGUAAAUCUAUGGGAAAUCUCAUUGUCACCACUUAGAUAUCUGUGGCCAACGAAGCCUUAAAUUGAGAAAUAAAAAUGUUCUUGUCUCCUCGUGGUUUUGUCCUUGCAGCGUGGCCCAAACUCUGGAUCCUUUCUUGAAAGGUAAGAGAAAUUCUAUGAAGGUGUGUAGCUCAGCAUCUACCCCAGGUUUAAUCAUGAGUCUCUCACCAAGGUUAGGCCCUGCUGCAGCACUCACCAUUGUCAUGAAGAGAAGAUUUAAAAAAACAAAAAAAAAAAACAAAAAACACAACAACCCUUCCCUCUCUAAUGCUUCAAGAGGGGUGUGGGAUUAGAGAGAGUAUUUGCAGAGGUAAGUGUGGCAGCAGAAGCUGCUGGAAGAGCCUGCUUUUGCCCCAGGGUGAUGUUUCUGGCAUUACAGUGCACUGCUUGCUCAGUCUGGCCAGUGCCCCCCUGUGAUUUGGUGUGGUGCAGGCAGCCCAUGGCGCUGGAUGUGCUUAGGCUGUUAGUGCUGGGGCAGCUCUGCUGAGGCUGCAACACCAAUAUCUUCCUCUUGUCAAUUGCAUUGGUUUGCACAGCGGGAUGGUGUCUGGAACCAGGGUGUAUGCGAAAUUAUACCCAGGAUCUGUGCCAUAGGGUGCAGACAAGGUGGGAUACAGUGGAGAGCAGUAACUUGUCCUCUGUGAAAUGAAGCAACUCUUGAGUGCCUGCAGAUGUACUUGGGAUCAGGUCUUCAUCCUUCUGCCAAGGGGAUUGUCCUCAGCUCUGCCUCAUGUGCAGGGUGCCAGAAGCAGAAGAGUCUUUGUCGUUCCCUCUGCUCGUGGUGCAGGACACCGCAGUGGAAAAGCAGCUGCCUCUGCCUGAGUGGGCUGCUGGAAAGGGUGGCUGGCCAGUGGGUGUGCGCUGGGCUUGAUUACUCAGCCCCUGGCUGCCAGCACAGCCCUCGGGUGCGCUGCUAGCACUUUGCUGGGUACACCUGCUUCCCGAGGCUCGUGUUGUGCGAGCGCCGUCUGCCACCAGCUUCGUCCUGCUGUGUGUGUGUGCUGCUGCAGUGUGGGAGGAGCAGGCGGAUGCCCCGAACUUGCAGACGAGGGCGGAAGCUUUUGGGGGUUUGCUGUUUCUGCUUGAGGCUUUCAUAGAGUUUUGCAGCAUUUGAGCUGGGUGUUCACUGCUGGAGUGAUGCAGGCAUAUAAAAGCAGAGCUGGGUCUUCCCCCAGGGCUCAGUCUGGGCCAGCCCCAGCAGUUUUUGGCUGCCACAUGGAAGAUCACGCAAAGCACGUCCAGCCCAUCCCACUUCCAGCCAUGCAGCAGAAUCUGAACUAUAUGUACCCACAAAUAUUUUGGGUGGACGGCUGUGCCAACACCAGUACCUCCUGCCCUCCGGCACCCCCUAUUGCUCCUUUCCCACCACCGGUACCUGAUCGGAGGAGAAAGCCAAAGAGCAACAGAGAAAGGAGCAGCAUCGGCUUCCUGGUCAUCUCUUUGCUGAUCCUGAUGGCCCUCACUGGAGUGGGGCUGAGCAUGUUUCAGAUUUUCCAUCUGGAGAAGCAACUGGCAGAGCUCAGAGAGUCUGCCAGCACUGAACACAUCCCUCCAGCUCUGGAGAAGCUCAUAGGGCAGGAGAGACAGGCAGCGAAAAAGGAAGUGAGGAAAGCGGCACACUUAACAGGAAACCCCACACAGCGGGACCUCCCUUUGGAGUGGGAACCCAUCUCCGGCCACGCUUUCACUAAUGGCAUUCAGUACCGCAACCAGGGCCUCGUGAUCAAUGAGACUGGCCUGUACUUCGUGUACUCCAACGUGCUCUUCCGGGGAAGCACCUGCAGCAGCCAGAUGUUGAACCACGUCGUCUACAAGACAAAUCCGACCUCGCCAGGCAGCCACGUGCUGAUGGAGGACAAAUACAUCAAUUACUGUGCAAAUCAGAAAAUGUGGGCCCGGAAAAGCUAUCUGGGGGCUUUAUUCAAGCUCAGGGAGAGGGACAGUCUAUAUGUCAAUGUCUCCAAAAUCUCUCUGGUUAGUUUUGAGGAAUCCAAGACAUUCUUUGGCUUAUUCAAGCUUUAAAUGGCACUGUUGGAGCGUGGCUGGCAGCCCCCCUAACUCUCCCAGGCAUGUGCAGGAGGUAAGGGCUGUGUGAGAGGCAGCAGCCCCAUGCCAGGCAGGGUUUCUUGCUAGGAAGAAGGAACCAUGUUAUGGCCUUCUGCAUAAGUGGGCUCAAGUGACUGGUAAAAGCUCUAAACCAGGCCUCUGGGAAGCACCUAGGCUGUCCUGUGGUGACCUGAAGAGAAUCACACAUUUUUCUGCUCUGAGUAAAACAACAAACCAAAAACGUAGAGCAUCAAAGAUGCUGUUGAAACUCACUACUUGCUCAAGAAGGCUGUGCUACCUGAGAAGGUGCUGGGGCCUCAACGGCUUUGGCUUACAUGUGGUGUUGUGCCCCAGGGAGCUUGGGCCAGCAUGCAUAUGGGGACAGCUGGAUGGCAUUGAGGAGGCCCCUCAAGCUUGGACCAUGCCAUGCCACACCACAGGUGGUGGUGUUAGAACAAACUCAGGCUCCUUGCCCCAAGCAGUGGCUGCCCGCCCUGCCUGGGCAUUUGGCACUGUAAUUGCUGUCUGACAGAUAUCCACCUGCCAGGUGGCUUGUUAAGUGUGAUAGAUUUGUUUUUGUGUUAAAUUAUGGACUAUUCCCUUUCCAGAUAAUGCUUCCAGCCCCCUUUAUUUAACUUGCCCUGACAGCCUCACAAGGAAUGUUCUGGAAGUGGUGGCGCCAUGAGGGGGGUCCCAGCCCUGCUGAGAAACCAUGAUCUGGCUGGUUCCUCUCCACGCCGUGGGGCUGUGGGGGGAUGGCUGGGGGGCCAGGUGCCCCCCACAUGUCAGCCCCACUCACUGACAAGACCUGAGCAAUGUGGCAGUGGAGGACGGUGAAGCCUGAGGUGAAAACAGUGGCUCCAGCCCCUUCCUGCCUUUACGGUGCCUCAGGCCCUCUGUGGAGACCUGGCCCUGGCUGCCACUUGCGUGCCCCCCUGUGAGUGUCUCCUGAGCAAAACAGGGAUGGUAAAUAAAGAUAUAUUUUUCUAGAAAAUGGCACUGUCCUUUCAUUUGGCCCUGAAGGCCUUUGGUCAGGGUCUGGGACCCUGCUCCUUCUCCAGCACCGUGGCAGAAACCUGGCAGCUUGCCUCCACUUUACUCCCUGUCAUGGAGCUCUGGGGCAACCAAAAUGCUGGAUCAGGAAUGAUGAGGUGGGCAGCUCAGACUGAGUAGCCCAAGCCCUGUUUGGCUAUCAGGGAGGGGACUAAUCUAGAAAUUCAAGCUUGAGCUCAGGUGGUGGGAAACAUUUUGAGAAGACCCCCUGUGCUUCUGAAAAAUUGUUUUGGGUCUGUUUUGUGAGCUCUGUUUUGGAUGUGGUGGCUGGGAGCUCUUCCCUGCGUGCUGGAGAUGGUGUGCUGUGGUGUUUGGAGCUGGAUACAAGCCUCUCCCCUGUCCCCAUCUCAUCUUUCCUCCAGGUCUCAGCUAGGUGUGGAAGUGCUUUGGAAGCAGGUCGGUCACUUAUUGCUGAGCACAAGUGCUGCCAUCCCCUAAAGCACCAAUGCUCCCUCAUGUGCCUGCUGGCCCCAGCAGCACUUCACGUGGCAGUGAGAAGGGCAAGAGAAGAGGUGGUGCUUGGUGUCGAAUAGCAUUCGCUGACUCCAGUGCCCAUGAAGUGGCCAUGAAGCUCUUCCCUUGCAUGUGUUAACCUCAGUGCCACCUGCUGUGUUGCUACUGGGCAGUACAAAAAGGCUGUGGUGCCUCACUUUUUGCCUGUUGUCCAGGCUUCUUGUAACUCUGAUGUGGUCAUAGCAGCACACAACACUUAUUUCCUUUUCCAGGGUGCUGCUCUCUGCUCUGUGGUGUGUGGCCUGUGGUCUGCUGUUGCCUGAGUGAGGUGAACACUGCACUUCUCAUACAGCUGCUCCUACAGCACUCAGAGCUUUCCAUUGCAUUUCUCAGGAAGCAAAGUGCCUCUAAAGGUCAAAGAUAACCGUUUAGGAACCUUUUUGGUUGGCUGUUUCUUUCCCACUGCCCUACCUCCUCCUGUUAUCAGAGGGACAAACCACACAGUGCAGGGAUAGGGGUGCUGGACCUGGACCUGUCCCGGAAAGGCUGGAAGUUUCCAUCCCCUUCAGAUUUCUGUUUACACUGUGUUGCUUUCUAGACAUCCAGCUGGGGGGUGUGCAUCUGUAUGUGCAUGUGCCUGUAUGCUUGCAGCUAUUUCUGCAGCAAAACUAGCUGAGCACAUUGUGUGUUUCCUUUCUUUGCUGGCAAGCAGCUCAGAGACACAGGUCAUUCAGCACCCAAAGGAAACUGGCGCCGAGGCUAUGCACUCGGCUAGUGCUGUAGUAAUGAAGGGCUGGAAAACUCCCAAAGUUUUGUAUAAAUCAGUACAGAUUAGCUCAUCUGGCCUCAGUGUAAACUCUGGGGCAGGAUGUGGCAGUUGCUAUUGAUGCACAUCAGGAGGGGGCAAGGAUCCGUUAGCCUUUUUAUCUGAUGUGCUGAUGUUUGAGAUGGUGGCAUGGGGAGGUGGACAGUGAUGUUAUAAAUAGCGCUGGGGUCUCUCGAGGUGGACAGAGCUGCCUUUCCUUGCAGUACUAAGCUAUGUACUUUUAGCCUUGCUCCUGAGUCAGAGAGUGGCUGUCACUGUGCUGAGUCAGUGGCACUGAUGCCAGCAGCACACGUUUCUGUUUUGCGAUCCUUUUCUUAAAUAAUGUUCCAACCUGCCCGGAGAAAAACCACUGCUUAGCUUGUGGGCUCUAACUAAAGAUUCAAAGUAAGAUCAUGACAGGAUCAUACGACUUCAAACUGCACAGAGUUGAUUCAAAGAGCGCAUAUGCCAGAGCAGUGUUAUUGAAGCAAUCUGUUUAAUUAACAAUCUAGUGAGCUAUUCAUUGAUUGGAAUACUUGCUUAAUGUUAGCAUUAAAUACUCGAUGAUUAUUUAAUGUCGACAUUGUUAAUACUCCUGUGACCGCUUAAAAUUAUUUGAUAAAAAUAUUCAAACAAUUUAAAUUUAAUUUAAAAUGCUCCACAUAUUUUGUUCCCUUCCCAGCAAGGGGAUGUCUGUGACUGAAAGGCUUUUCCAGCUGUCUUGGCAGGGCUGACCAUUGUGACAUUUUCUUUCCUGUUUGAGGAAGUCAUUCUUCCUUGCGGGUCAUGUUUCUGGAUUGCAGUGGUCUAAGCCAAGCUCCUCUCUCCUGAGGGAACGGCCUGGGCCAUAUGUGGAGGUACCCUGGAGCUUAGGCAAUGUUUUAACAGUGCUCCAGGGAGCUGCUCCUCUGCGGAGAACGUGGCUGACAAGAAGUGACAAGCCCAGAGCGAUCUGCUGAUAAGUUUCUGUUCUGCUCCCAACACCUGGCGGGCUUUCUGGGGUUCAGAGCCUUUCUUCCUAGGCACAGGCGUGCUUUCCUAUGUGAUCUAGUUCAGACGUGAGCCAGCGGGUCUGUUGCAGGCACACCAAAUCUCAUGAGCAGCCUAACCCUUUACAGGUGAUGUCUGUGUGUCUGGGGUGUGCAGCUGGCCAAACCUGCAUGACAGAAGCAUUCAUGCUGCUAUGUGGCCGAGCACAGUGAGCUGCUUGAGAGAGAUGGGCUCGUCUGUGGUUGAUGCGUAUCAGACGGCAUGCUCUAUUUACCAUGGUAGAGGAAAGGGGAGGGCAGUGUGCUAGUGUCUUUGAAACCUUGGGCAGGUUCUGAAUAUGUGCAACAACUAAAGUGGCAGGAAGGAAAGGACUGUACAGAUCGGGUCUUUGCUUCUUCCACAGUAAAAGUGCAGUGGAGAUGAGGGGAAGCCUGGCAAGCUCUAAGAGACACAGGAUAAAUAUAAGAGGUGAGGUGAGCGAUGAGCAGGGCAGGGUUGGGUGCACCUCCUGUUGCAGCUCAGCUUUCCCCCAACAGAGAAACUGCCUUCAGAGAAGGAGAAAUAAUCCCUGGGCAGCUAUGGCCAGCAUCUUUCGUAUCCGACAUAUCAAUAGUGCAUCUGUGUCGUCUUUUUACCAACUCACGGUUACUCAUGAUGGGGAGGAAGGUCACUGGCACACAGUGAAGGCUUGAAGGGCAUCUGAAACAUGGAAGCAGAAGGAGCUGCUGCUGGUCUACAGCUGAUCCCCAGCAUGUGCUGAGCCAGCAGAGACUCAGACACAUGAAACGGUGCCACAACAUGGAGCGGCUCUCAGCAGGCUCACUCAGAUAUGCAUCUUGGCUCAGAAACCACACAGCUUAGUCGUUGUAGCUAGCUGUUAAGAUGUGUUAUAUAUGACUGUUUCUGCAGCCCUCCAAAGAAGAGUGAGCAUGAGUAAGAAUGGAAGAACUGAUAUUUCUGAAGCCACUCUUGAGUCCCGUGACUUCAGAGAGAGCCUUCAGUUUGAUCUGACAAGCUUCAUUCUUGUUGCUUUUUUUGUGUGUGUUAAUGUGUGUGUGUGCUUAUUCAUUUACCUGAAGACAACCUUAGGGUUUCUGAGUUUCUGUUACAGUAUCUUGUGGGGUUACUCCCAGGUCAUGGAACUGUAAAGAAUCUGCAAGCUAGCUUUUUACUAGGCUGGCAAGGAGUGUUGUUCAGUGGUUAGAGAGCGGAGGAAGGAAGGAAGGCAGGGAAGCUUAAAUAUUACUAUUAUUUUUCUAGUGCUCAGAAAAGUAGGCAUGUUACAUCAUGGUUACAAAAGUGUAAUUUUAGGCAUGACUAAGCGACUGAGGUUUAACGCAAAAGAGGAUGAGGUGAGUAAGAAGAGAGGACGAGUUUGGAUGCAAAGCGAGGGAAGUUACUUAGGUAUUUGUGCUUUUUAAAAGACGAGGAAGAAAGGCAUGACAAUUUGUUGCUGAUUCAUCUCUUGGGGUAAUGAGAGUCAAAUAUUCCAUUCCCUACAGAACUGAAGCCCUGAUAAUCACAAAAUAGGACUGCAUUUUGAGGUGCAGGAGACUGCUGGCAGCAUCUGCAACAGUGUCCUCCGACAGCUAGAGGUGCAGAGCUCCCUGGCCCCUGCCUGGGGUCUGACCAACAGCACUGCUGUUGGAUCCCACCAAAAGGUACUGGUCUGGCAGGUGAUUACCCAGGCCUGGACAUCAGCAGUCAUGGGAACAGGCACAUCAGCUUUCUGUUGUGAAUUCUUUCUUUGAAAAUAAGCUUCUCUUUGAUUUGGGUAGCAAAGAGAAAGUUCUGUGUGGAAUAAUAAACACUGUGUUUUUCUCUGCCUCUUGUCUCACUAUUCCACAGCACGCUCUGUAUGGCUCACCCCUCUCUAAGGAGAAUAAACUCCACUUUGCAAACAAUUUCUAUUCUAAAUCACAGAGAAGUUUGCAUCUGUCACUCUGCUUCCCCUUCUCUACAGCUAGUUUCCUUUACCAACAGCUGAAAGUCUCCUUGCACAGUUUUCUUUUGCCACUGGGGAUUCCUCUGGUUCCCCUUUAUCCAGUCAGUCUUAGGGAGUGAUAGCCUGCUGGCCAGAUAAUUCCCUAGGACACUCAGCUUGGAAACUUGAGCUGGCCUGGGGAGUAGCUGGGCUUUGAGCCACCUGAAUGACUGUCAUUAAAACAGACUGUGCUCUCCUGAGCUGUAUGCUGGGGAUGUGCAUUCCACCUGGCAUAGCUCAUGAGAUUUUUGUUAACACAGAGACAAAAGAUUUCAGAAAAGUCACUGAGACGGAGAUUUUUCCCUUCUAAUUUAAACAGUCUUCAAGCUAGCUGUUCAUGUGGGAGGUUGGAUGGAUAUGAAGUUCCCAAAGCGGGGUUCAAUCUGUUUAUGGCUGUUGCAGAUCUUGUCUAUCAGUAGGUCAGACAAAAGAAAUGGUAUGAGCUGCCACAGUCUCAGUACAGCUCUAAAGGACAUGCUGAAAGAGUGACUUGCUGCUAUUCUCUCUAUCCGUGCUCCCUGCUGAGGCACCUGCAUGGAGAACAGAUAUCCAAGAUUUGCCUUUCUUUAAAGUCCUGGAAAAGAAAUCCAAAUCACAGAAGAUCAAGAAUGCUUUAGCAGCAAGAGAAUGUAAUUUGCUCUAAUUCCCUGCUUGGUUUCAACAGGACAGAACCAGGAGAAAUUCAGCCUAUUCAAUAAAUAUAUCACAUUCCUGUGCUUGGUUUGGGAAAGGGCAGGUUGCCUGGUUAGUUUUUAAAUAAGCCCAGAAGUGCACUGUUGCAGCCCGUGCAGUGGUCCUUGCCGUUGUGCUCUGAAAUCAAUCCUGUGAGUCCUUGCCACUGAGCAGCCCUGCCGGGCUGUGUGGGGCUUUGCGCAUGCAUUGUUUUGCUGCUGCGAGCUAAUUUAAGGCUUGGUGUGGUAGGGAGUUGUUGUGGCUUAGUGAGCUACUCGUCUCUUAGCAGAGCCGUGGCCGCUGGAAACAUGAAAGAGUUGUCAGCCUUUGAAGUUCUGGGGGUUGUUUCUGCCUCUUGCCCACAGCUGCACUUGCUUAAUUUAUCUGAGUUCCUAAGGACUCAAGUGCAGAGCUUUGCAAGGACUCUUCUAUCACCCUACUCUAAAUUUGCAGAGAGGGUAGGAAAUGACCAUUUUGAAGGCUUGCUUGAAAUUCCCUACUCGCAUCCUGCAGAGACCCUGCCUGCUGGGAUGGAGAAUGUGUCAGGCAAGGCUGUUUAAGAAGAGAAGAGGACAGUAAUUGCUUGAUCCAGCUGGAAUCACCCUUAGGUAUUGCCAGGUCUGCACGUGGAGCUUGUCUCCUUCCCUGCCCUGGUAGUAUUUGUUUUAUCUUCAUAUGCAUUUUCUUCUGCACAGGGGCGUGUUCAGUGGCAAGACACGGUGUGUACCAUCUGGCAGAACACACAUUCCAAAUAGUCACGGCAUCGGGUGCCAUCCCACUUACACAACUGAUGUUUCAGACCUGGCGAGGCCACCUACACAGCGCUACAACAGAAGUACCAGUGCUGAGCACUGGGCCUUGAGAUGCGUGACUUGCAUUUUGAUGUGAAUGUAACUUGCUGGUCUGACUGGUCUUCACUCCCAGAGUGCCCAUAAGGUAGAAAAGGUACAGCAAUGGUUCCCCAGUCUGGGAUAAAAGCUCAGGGCAGGCCCAGCAUUUGUCAGUGCACUGAAGGCUACAAGCAGGCACUAAAUCUGCCUAGGAGACCAAAGAAAACCAUGCCACACAACUCCCCCCUUCCUAUUUUACUCAGAAAUGUCAUUAGAAAAGCUUCUACGUACAAAUCGUAGCAGAAGACAUCCUGUGGGUCUUUUGGGGGUUUUAUAAUUUCCACUGUUAGCUCAUAUGACAGA
This is a messenger RNA of Cygnus olor (mute swan), 15443 nucleotides long. It is a transcript of the gene FASLG, whose product is annotated as Fas ligand. Lineage: Eukaryota; Metazoa; Chordata; Aves; Anseriformes; Anatidae. Gene Ontology annotation, cellular component: membrane. The transcript is spliced from 4 exons. Gene Ontology annotation, biological process: immune response; extrinsic apoptotic signaling pathway via death domain receptors; positive regulation of canonical NF-kappaB signal transduction. Bases 7385 to 8269 code for a protein of 294 amino acids. Gene Ontology annotation, molecular function: tumor necrosis factor receptor binding. The record is from RefSeq and is a predicted model, not a curated record.